Grammomys surdaster is the source of this 1574-nucleotide messenger RNA. RefSeq names its product family with sequence similarity 180 member A (gene Fam180a). Lineage: Eukaryota; Metazoa; Chordata; Mammalia; Rodentia; Muridae. The transcript has 3 exons. The record is from RefSeq and is a predicted model, not a curated record. The coding region runs from base 220 to 741 and encodes 173 amino acids.
GGUCCCCUAAUCCCAGAGAGAGUUAGGUUAAGAGAGGUACCAAUUUCUGUCCCACCCAAGAGGCAGCGUCUGCCUCCACCCUCUGGAGCCAGGGAGAGGCCCUUGCUUUCCUUAUAGACAAGAAAGGACAGUAAGAACUCUGUCCUCUCACAGAGUAGAGUGGGGGGCCCACCUGGGGUCCCACAGGCAUAGAAGGUCAGUUAGUCUCCCUCCUGGAAGAUGCCCUGGAAGAUCCUGACGAUUCUGUUGGUGCUCUCCAGCACCCAGGUCACUAUGUCCUGCAGGUGGAGCAGGGCUGCACUGUUCCCAGCUGCCCAUCGGCCAAAGAGGUCCUUGUCACUGCCGUUGAAUCCAGUCCUGCAGACCUCCCUGGAGGAGGUGGAACUAUUGUAUGAGCUCUUGCUAGCUGAAAUUGAGAUCAGCCCAGACCUGAAGAUCUCCAUCAAGGACGAAGAGCUAGCUUCCCUUCGGAAGGCCUUGAAUUUCCACUCAAUCUGCAAUAACAUAAUCCCCAAGCGUAUCCCAGAUAUCCGAAGGCUGAGUGCCAGCCUGGCAAACCGCCCUGGAGUCCUCAAGAAAGAAGACUUUGAAAGGAUAGCAUUAACCCUGGCUUACACAGCCUAUCGAACAGCCUUAUCUGAAGGGCAUCAGAAGGACAUCUGGGCCCAAUCCCUCAUCACCCUAUUCCAGGCCCUGAGACAUGACUUGAUGCGGUCCUCAAGCUCUGGAGUGUCUUCCUGAGAGAAUGGCUCAUGCUAGGACUUUGAAGCAGGGACAGGGACACACAGUCUUCUAGAACUUUCAUUCUCUACUGCACUUGCAGAGAAAAGUUUGUAAUUCCCACACGAAAUAGCAAAGAUAAAUGAGUCACCCCAAUAUUCUUUUGUCCCUUGUUGCUUCCAGACAGACAUAUCUGACCCAUGAUAAAAUGUUACCUGUGAAAGGGCUAGACUGGACUUUCAAGAUGCCUCCAGAGGCUAACUGGUCUACCUGGUAGUGAGCAGAAGUCUGAGAUAUACUUACACAUGUACCCAACAGUAAGGACUGUGGAUGGAGUCUGGGCAUGACAAGAGGAUGGUGGGCAGAUUCCUUUGGUUCUAAGGGAUCUGUGUUGAGUGAAUAUUUUCUGGCAGGUUUUAUGAUAAAUAUAAAAAAGGCAGAGAUGCAUUCAAAUAAAUACGCUAUUAGCCAAGGAGGAUAUACUUGGUUUCCCCCAAAGCCAUGAAAAAGAAUCAGUAUUAUGGUGACACAUGUGACUUGAGUCAUCUUUUCUGAAGUUAUUCUGAGACAAGAGAAAUAGAAAGGACCAUGGAAGCACUAGCAGUCCAUCCAUACCCUGUCAUUUCAACACAGAAGCCAAGCUAAAGCAUAGUGCCCUCCUAAUGAAAGAGGUGAUACCACUAUGUUUGUUUGUCCUAAAAUACCAUAGCAUUGUCAGCGAUUUGGGUGCUCUUGAAAAAAUCGCUUUCAGAUGACAGAUUGUUUACCUUUCAAAUGCUGAAUUUUUUUUUUUUGCUUUCAAAAUGUUAGUUUGAUACCUGUUCAUUAUUUAUAUUAAAUACUGGUUGAUAUUU